AUGAGAAAUUAUUUUUUUUUUGCCUUUCUAGUAUUAACCCUAGAAAUUUAUUUGAGCAAGGGGACUCCCUAUUGGUGGGAUCCAGGGUAUGGAAAAACAUAUGUGGUGGUGUGGAAUGAGCUAGAAGGAGGGCAGGAAUUGAAACUUCAUUGCAAAUCCGGAGACGAUGAUCUCGGGCUCCGAGUGCUAAAGCUACACCAUGGCUUUAAAUGGAAAUUCCGUCCAAACUUUUGGCACACCACACAAUUCUAUUGUACCAUGCAAUGGGGAGACGGAAAGAUUCAUCGGUUUGACAUCUACAUUUGGAAGAGGGAUUAUGAGCGUUGUGGCCAUUGCCAAUGGAUCGUUAAGGAGAGUGGACCAUGUUUUUUUGACCCCGCAGCUCAUGCAUAUGACAUUUGUUAUGGAUGGAAGCCAUGA
Messenger RNA from Linum tenue, 420 nucleotides. Lineage: Eukaryota; Viridiplantae; Streptophyta; Magnoliopsida; Malpighiales; Linaceae. The record is from the annotation of a GenBank genome assembly.